AACUAAACGGAAAGAGAAAAUGUUAUUUCCGCAAGAUACCAACUUUUCUAACCCUCCCACGGGGGCCAAUUUCGAGCGGCUAAAGGUGCCGUACGUGAAUCGAUCGGAAAAGUUCCACUUUCGAGCAAAAAAAGACUUCAGUAAGCAGUUUGCAUUUAUUUACGCGUCUCGCUUGGACGAAAUGCUGGCGCUCGUUUCGGAACGUGUGGUGAAGAAAUGGGGCAACGAAAUCCCUAUCAAGCGAUUGACUGAUCUGCGGGAAGGAUGUCCGCAAAAGUGUGUCAUUAUUGGAACACUUUUCAAGCAUCAGGAACUGAAACCCAGCGUAUUGCGUGAAAUUUCGGAAGAAAAUCAGCUAGCACCGCAGCCACCAAGGUCACAUUACGCCGACGACAAGGACAUUCUCGUCCUGGAGGAUGCCCUUCAGCGCAUCAGGUUGGUUGGGAAGAUCGACGUACACUCGGUUGUUACGGGAGUCGUCUGCGCUUUAUUAGGGUACGAGGAAUCGGAUGGACGAUUUUUCGUCGAAGACUUCAUCUUCUAUGAAGGCGGACCCCAAAAGCAACUAAAAUCUUUGGAAAGCUCUCCGUUGUUGGUACUAGUAUCUGGAUUGAAUCAGACUGCCGCAAACGAUUGUUCGCUUUCGUUGGAAUUAUUCCAGCAAUGGAUUUUCGGUAAUUUGGAGGGUUUCGGGCAGGUCCAUGAUUGGGAAGCCGCUAGUGUUGUGCGAAUCGUGAUUGCCGGUAAUUCGGUCAAAGCCAAUCUGAAACACAAAAACCAUCUUCACACGAAGGCCACGAACGAAGCGGCGGAGCUCGUAGCGGCGGUCAAAGCAGUUGAUACCUUGGUCUACAACCUGGCACAAUCCGUUCCAGUAGAUCUAAUGCCGGGCGAGUUCGAUCCAGCCAAUCAUAUGAUACCGCAACAACCGAUGCAUCAUUGUCUAUUCCCACGGUCAGUUGAAUAUUCGAGCUUCCGCGGCGUACCGAAUCCGUACGCGUUCGAGUUGGCAGACCGAUUCGUCGUCGGUACAUCCGGUCAGAACGUACAGGAUAUAAUGCGUUAUUCGAAAAUUGAGUGUCCGCUGGAAGCUUUAAGGGCAUCGCUUCAAUGGAGUCACAUAUUCCCCACGGCUCCGGACACGCUGCCAUGCUAUCCGUACAGUCAGAAAGAUCCAUUCAUCUUGAACGAAUGUCCGCAUGUGUACUUUGCGGGUAACACGGGAGACUUCCUCACAGAAGAGUGGAACGGAUCGGAUGGGAAACACAAAACUCGAUUGGUUUGUGUCCCAUCAUUUUCGGAGCAUCAGAGUGUUGCCGUUGUGAAUAUUCGUACGUUGGAAUGCAGGAAGGUGAGCUUCAAGGUAGAAAACUUUGGUGACGAAGAAGAAUGAAUUACUGAAAUCAAGAUCGGUGGAUCAGUGAUCCCAUUCCUCCUUGU
Molecule: messenger RNA, 1440 nt
Organism: Anopheles bellator
Lineage: Eukaryota; Metazoa; Arthropoda; Insecta; Diptera; Culicidae
Gene: PolD2
Product: DNA polymerase delta subunit 2
Exons: 4
Coding region: 20-1393 (457 amino acids)
Biological process (GO): DNA strand elongation involved in DNA replication; DNA replication
Cellular component (GO): delta DNA polymerase complex
Molecular function (GO): DNA binding
Source: RefSeq, a predicted model, not a curated record